Molecule: messenger RNA, 4150 nt
Organism: Acipenser ruthenus (sterlet)
Lineage: Eukaryota; Metazoa; Chordata; Actinopteri; Acipenseriformes; Acipenseridae
Product: zinc finger protein 839-like
Exons: 8
Coding region: 246-3830 (1194 amino acids)
Source: RefSeq, a predicted model, not a curated record
AUCCCGUCCCGGAGGCUUCUUCUUGGACUGCUGUGACGUUUAUAAAAGGCUGCCGCGUUUGUUGGUAGUAAGUCAAAACAUUUCCGAAACAUUUUCAAUUAAAAAUUACACCUCUGGCUUUGGUUUUCACAGCUCUCGUCGACUCGGGCCCUCUGGUUGGAAAAAAAUCCGUCCGAGAUUUUUUGUUUUGCAGUCAACUCUUCCUGUCUGGAAAAAAAAAAAAAAAAAACAUCGCUCAAACCAAAAUGGCGGAGCAGGAGGAUGAAAGCAACUUGACAACACGAGUAGCGGAGGGAAACAGCGAAGCGCGGCAGCAAUGCACCGACCAGAUCCACAACAUCGACGGCGAGGUCGUGGCCCGUGUUACAGACAGCAGCGCCAGCUGUGUGGAGUUCACUGCUAAAGACUUCACCGCUAAAGAGUUCACCGACACCGCUGCUGCCAUUCCGGAGUACGUGCAUGUAGCGGCUGUAGCCGGAGUGGAGGGGACUGUGGACGGGAACUGUCAUGUAGUGAAUACCUAUGCGGUGGGGGACGGACUGCUGACAGAAGAGUGCAUUAAUAUCACAUCUUUCGUGGAAACGCCGGGCGUGGAGACGAUGACCAGCGUGGACUCUUCCGAUUUCACCUCCGUGACGGAGGAGCUGGUGGACGGCAUUGGUCACGGCUCUACUACCAGCACCAUUAUUUACGUCCAGCCCGAUGGCACUUUUGUGGAAGGGACGGGUCUGACGGCGGAAGAGCAGCAGCAGCUAGUCGAACAGCUGGCAAAACAGCAGCUCGUCGAAGUGACGGAGAACGAGGCUGCCCAUAUAUUCGAGACGCACCAGCACCAGCCUCACUUCAUACAGCACAGCGGCACCUUGGCGCCCGAGGAGCUGCAACAAGUGAUCGAGCAAGUUGCGAAAUCCAAUGCGCAGCAGCAGCAGCAGCACAGCAUCCUGUCACUGCUUCCCCAGGACGACCAGCCUGUGUCUCAGAGGAGCAUCAUGGUGUCUGAGGCUUCAUGCAUUUCUAUUGAGCCGAGCUCCAUAUUCACGUCGACUGGUCAGCUGGAGGUGAUGACCCCGCAGCCGCUGAGCAGCAUCAUGCAGAACGCAUCCCAGCAGCUGCAGAACGCAGCCAAGCAGGUCGCCCUGCAGCAGAGCCAGGCCAACAAUGGCACUCGCAUUUUACAGAAGAAGCAGCUGGAAACCAUCCGGAUCCAGGUUCAGAACCGACAGCCAGAGCCCACGGAACGCCCCCCGCUGGCGGUGUUCCAGCCGAGCGCCAGGGUGGGAGUGCCAGCAGGGCUGAACCUCAGCAGCCCCCAGAUCAUCCGGAUCCAGCCGGUGAUGGGGACGGGGCAGCAGCAGUUCUUGCUGCACAGCUCCACUGAACCCCCGAUUCAGCUGCUGGUCCAGAGACAAACCCCUCCGCUCGGAGCUGAACCCACAGCAUGCACGCUGCCCGUCAAGAACACUGUGAAUGGGAAAGCAGCCAGGCCCAGCGCGAGGGGCGCCGCGGCCCUUACCGUGUCCGCUGGACCGGACAGGAAGGAGAGGGACAGAGAGAAGAUGAAGCCCCAGAAGAUUAAAACACGGUCAGGCCGGAUAUCGAGGCCUCCCAAGUACAAGGUGAAGGAUUACAAGUUCAUCAAGAGGCAGGACCUGGCGGACGGGCACCAGUCCGACUCGGAUGACUACUCGGAGAUCAGCGAGGAGGAGGAGGAGGGGGGCGAGGAUGCCGGCAAGGGGGCCACGUCCAUUCACUUCAACCUCAAUCCCAAAGCGUUCAAAUGUGAAACCUGCGAGAAGGCGUACAUAGGCAGGGGGGGCUUGUCCAGACACUACAGGCUGAACCCUCCUCAUGGGCAGAAGAACGCUUUCCCCCCGGAGCCAGUGGGGUCUGUAAGCCUGCCAAGCGAGGACCUGUCUGCGGGUUCUGGUGUGACACCCAUUGAAGUGCACAGCACAGUGACAGUGACCUCUGAACAAGCCACCCCUGCAGAGGUACUGGACAGCAAGGACAAGCCAACAGCACUGCCACCAGCGCCCCCUGCUGCGCCAGCAGAAGCAGCAAAGCCAGCCCCGGAGGAACCACAAGUAGUGUCAGAUCCGACGCCUGCUGAACCCCCCUCUGUUCAGACAGUCCUGUCCUGUCCCGGGCCAGGGAAACCACGUGGUCCGGGGAGACCCAGGGGGGCCGGGAGACCGGGGCGCCCCAAAGUGUCAGGGAGGUCGGGACGUCCUGGGAGAAGAGCCCGACCCGGGAGGCCUCCUAAAUACCUGGGCGGGGUUUCCACAGAGCAGCAGAUCCAGAGAAGAAAAGCCAGAUUGAAAGAGAUAAUACAGCAGUGUGAUAAUGAAGAGCUAAUGGAACUGGCUCUACCACGACUGGCCAGAGUCAUGACGGUCUGGGAGUUCUUACUAAUGAAGGUUGAGAAAGGGCGUCCCUCACGCCCGCACUUCGCUGAUGUUUACAGGGAGUUUGAACAGCUACACAGCCAGGUGAAGAACAUGGCUGCUGAUCACUUCAGAUCCCCUCUUUCUCUGGGCUCCCAGCAGCCUCUGGAGAUUCGAGACACGUGGGUGUCUAAAUCACUGGGAAUUGAAGAGCUUUUGAAGAAGCAGAAAAGGCAGCAUCCUGGUCCGUUGUUGCAGUGUGUUGUGACAGUCUGUAAGGAAGACUCUCUCCCCUCACCCAGGAACAAGCAUGCAAUGGAGAGUGAAUAUGAAGGCCUAAUGCCCCCAGAAAAAAGGAUGAGGUUAGAAAACUGUGCAGGAGUCGUGAAUGGCAUCGAUCUCACUCACAAUGGACUACAGACUGUUGUGGAGGAAGUGAAUUUCACAGCCAUUACUGCAGGGCAAGGGCUCAGCAGGACUCCGAGUGACUCCUCCGCAUUGCCUCAAGGAGGCGCUGGUGAGACGAGUAAAUCCCUGCAAGCCGAUCCCAUCAGCACGACAGUAUUACAGAGUGGAAACGAGGAGCCCAGGAGCACGCAGGGGCACGCGAACGUGCUGCUUUACCAGCCGCUCGAGGGGGCAUUACAGGACUCCCAGAACCCUCUGGUGGAAGGAGAGUCUGGAGCGAGCGCUGCCGGCGAGGAACAGUCCGGGGUGUUUUCAGACUUUACACCAGAGGAGCUGGUCCAAGAACAACUGUCCAGCCACAGUGUGAAUGUUGAAAUGUCCGCUGAUGAACUAACCUGCCAGGUGGAGACUGACGAAGACAUGCUUCUCUCGACCGCUGCCAAAAUGAGUCCACAGGUCAGCUUUGUCAACCCAGAGUCCUCGGAGCCCCUGAAGGAGUCCGAUCUUGCCGAUCAGGUGCAGCUGCUGGAACGGGCUCUGUGCAGGGAUGUGGUUCCUUUGGACCAUUCGUACAGGACUCAGACCAGCGAACCAGAACCACCACCUCCCGAGCAGCAGCCUCGAACAGUGAAAUCCACUGGGGUUUGUUUAGGGAACGAGAUUGGUGGAGAAGCAGUGUGCAGUUUGCAGGGUGCAGGCCUGAGCGCGCUGGACAAGGAGAGCAGGGAUGAGAACGGCAGUGUGGAGCACACCGUUACUAUCGGUGGAACCGUCGAAUUUCAGCUCAGCGAUGAAAACCAGGAGCUGCUGACUCAGGGACAUGAUCAGAUUUUCAUCCAGACUUCAGAGGGCCUCUUCCUGCACCACGCUGGGGGCGCCCUGCCGUCAGAGGGGAUCGUGAUGGUGACGGACGCUGACGGCACCACCAUGCACAUCCGCACCCCCGAGGGCGUGUCCUUCGAGACCGUCCAGGCUCUGCUUGCCAUGGAGGCAGAGGGGCACAGCGAAGGCAUCUUGCUUUCGGAAACACAUCUGUGAACACUUUCCAAAUCUGAAGUAUAUUUUUGUAAUCUGAUAUUCAGGCUGAAGAAAAUACUUUUUAAAUUAUUUGUUCAUAAAUACACGACUUGGACUAGUUUUUAUUUGUAUUUUUUUUAUUUAUAUAUGUAUAUGUAUAAAACCAUUGACGGUUUGUGACUACAUUUUCAGCAUUACAUGAAUAGUCUCAUAUCUUUUCUAUUGAAGAUAUCCCUUUGGCAAAAAAAUAAAAAUAUAUAUAUAUGUAUCUCUGUGUAAAAAUGCUCACUGUAACAAAGUGUAAGAGAUGUUUUGAGGUAAAACAAAGUUCCUUUCUUGCA